AUGGCGAGUGAGAGCUGGUUCUCAAACUUCAUGAGAAGGCACCAACACCUUUUAAUAAGAAGGCCUCAGUCCACAAGUUUAAGCGGAGCCACCAGUUUUAAUCCCACAAAUGUGGCAACAUUCUUUGAUAAGCUGGCCACAGACCGGUUGAGGCAUGGGUUCACAGCAAAAGACAUCUGGAACAUGGACGAAACAGGCCUAACAACAGUCCAGAAUCCUGGACAUGUUGUUGCAACCAAGGGAGAGAGAAGAGUUGGGAGUGUAACAGGUGGUCCAGAGGGCUCAAUUGGCACAGCCAAUGAUAGUGGCUGUAUGCAGGAGCAGGACUUUGUUGUCUUCCUCCAGCAUUUUGUUCAGUAUACCAGGGCAACAGAAGACAACAAAGUCUUGCUCUUGUUGGACAACCACUCCUCUCAUGUAUCAAUUGAAGCUGUCAACUUCUGUCGGGCGAAUGGCGUGGUUCUAUUGUCUUUCCUCCCACACUGCACACACCAACUGCAGCCUCUGGAUAGAACUGUUUAUGGGCCACUAAAGAAAAACCUAAACAGUGAGAUGGACAAGUGGCACCGGAGGCAUCCUGGAACAACGAUCACCAUCUAUGACCUGCCAGAGAUGGUCAACAACAUCUUGCUCCUGGCAGCGUCACCUCAGAAUGUCAAGAAGGGAUUUCACUGCACUGGGAUCUGGCUGUACAACAAGGACAUCUUCAGUGAAUUCAACUUUCUCCCAGCAUCAGUGACUGACAGACCCCCUAUGGCUCCAUCUCUCCCUGGGCCGUCCACUGCUGCACCUCCAUCUCUCCCUGGGCCGUCCGCUGCUGCACCUCCAUCUCUAUGCUGGCCAUUCACUGCUGCACUGUAUUAUGUCCCAUCCCUGGAUAUUCCUAUGCCAACAGUGACCCUUAACUCAGAUGGUUUUAAAGAAGUUACCCUCACUUUAUUUCCUCUAUCCUUACAAGAGGUAGAAAUCACCAGUGAACAGGAGCAUGUUCCAGAAUUCUUGCCUGAAACUGUAAGUCCAUACCCCAAAGCCAGUCCCCGAAAGGCCAGUGGUCAAAGGCAGAAGACAAGGGCCAGUGAUAUACUCACUGACACACCUGAUGCACUGAUGGAGGCCUAA
This is a messenger RNA of Sinocyclocheilus anshuiensis, 1119 nucleotides long. RefSeq lists its product as uncharacterized. Bases 1 to 1119 code for a protein of 372 amino acids. The transcript has 4 exons. Gene Ontology annotation, cellular component: nucleus. Gene Ontology annotation, molecular function: DNA binding. The record is from RefSeq and is a predicted model, not a curated record. NCBI's taxonomy places the organism in Eukaryota, Metazoa, Chordata, Actinopteri, Cypriniformes, Cyprinidae.